ACGCCAUAGAUUCCCUCUGCCACGUCUCUCCUGGGCAGCUGCGGAGAGUAAAGGGAAGAAGAGAGCUGGGGAGACCGAGGCUGCAGGAAGAGGGGUGUCCCGCUCCCCUGCAACCCUCCCCCCACAACUUGCACCCUGCAUGGGCUCAUCAUGCGGCAGACAGCCCUGUGCCAGAGACCAGCCGCGACUGAUGACUGAGCUGCUGCUGCCCUUACAUGUAGCUGACAAUUCCCGCUCGCUGUGUUGUAGGCCUCGGAGUGACUGUUGGAUGUCUACCGGUACCUUGUCAUGCCCGGCGGAAGAAGGGGUCCUAGCCGGCAGCAGUUGAGCCGUUCCGCUUUGCCAUCACUGCAGACUUUGGUUGGCGGCACUUGUGGCAAUGGCACAGGGCUGAGAAACAGGAAUGGCAGUGCCGUCGGCCUAUCCGCCCCUCCGAUAACUGCCUUGAUCACCCCCGAGCCGGUGCGUCACUGCCGUAUUCCUGACCUGCCGCUGGACGGGAGCCUCCUCUUCGAGUUCCUCUUCUUCAUCUAUCUCCUGGUGUCGCUCUUCAUCCAGUACAUUAACAUAUAUAAGACGGUUUGGUGGUAUCCCUACAAUCACCCAGCCUCCUGCACUUCUUUGAAUUUCCACCUCAUUGACUAUCACCUGGCAGCUUUUAUCACCGUAAUGCUCGCCCGCCGCCUGGUCUGGGCUCUCAUUUCACAGGCUUCUCAGGUAGGAUCGGCGUCUAUGGUCCAGUAUGGCGUUCUGAUCACCGCCCGCCUGGUCCUGCUCACGCUGUGCGGGUGGGUUUUCUGCUGGACCCUCGUCAACCUGUUCCGCAACCAUUCAGUUCUGAACCUGCUCUUCCUGGGCUAUCCGUUCGGUGUGUAUGUACCUCUCUGCUGCUUUCACCAAGACAACCGAUCCCAGCCUCUGCCCACAGACUGCGGAUACCUCGUUCAGGACUCGUUAGUGGAGGACGGUGCUAAUGGCGUGGCCAGCCUCGUCAGACCCAAAGACUUCCUCUCUCUCGUGCGCGAGUCUUUGAGGGAGCAGUUUAACUCGCCCCCUUCCAUCCCCUCUCACAGCUGCCCGCUGUCUCCGGACCUCAUCCGCAACGAAGUGGAGUGUUUAAAAGCCGACUUCAACCGCAGGAUCAAGGAAGUCCUCUUCAACUCCCUAUUCAGUGCCUACUACGUGGCGUUCCUGCCGCUGUGCUUCGUAAAAAGCACCCAGUAUUACGACAUGCGCUGGUCGUGUGAGCACCUCAUCAUGGUGUGGAUCAAUGCCUUCGUCAUGUUGACCACACAGCUGCUGCCGCCCAGAUACUGCGACUUGCUGCACAGGUCUGCGUCCCAUCUCGGCCGGUGGCAGAAAUUAGAGCCCGGGUCGUACAGCAACGCGCCGCAACAUAUCUGGUCAGACGGCACUGUGUGGCCGCAGGGCGUCCUCGUACGACACAGCCGGACUUUGUACAAAGCUGUGGGGCCGUAUAAUGUAGCAGUGCCUUCAGAUAUAUCGCACGCCAGAUUUUAUUUCCUGUUCCACCGGCCGUUACGACUACUGAAUGUGCUGGUGGUGCUGGAGGGCAGCCUGGUGAUGUAUCAGCUGUACUCCCUGCUCCGCGCCGAGAAGUGGAACCACACCCUCUCCAUGGCGCUCAUCCUCUUCUGCAACUAUUACGUCUUGUUCAAGCUCCUACGGGACAGGAUAGUAUUGGGGAAAGCUUAUUCCCACCCCCUCAACAGCUACGGACUGAAACCCCACUGACGCCACGCCACUUGUCCGCGCGCCAUUGGACAGACUAAGGGGGGAAAAGGCGCAAAAGAAGAGAAGAACGAAGGGGAGGAAGAAAAAAAAAAAAUCUGAAAAAAUAUUUUCAUACACUUAUAUUUUUUUCUGCCAAUGUUUAUAAAUAUUUAAGAUAUUUUAUAUUUUGUAUACAAUAUUUUUUUCUUUUUUCUUUUGUGUUCACUUUGUCGGGAAAA
Messenger RNA from Bufo bufo (common toad), 1973 nucleotides. It is a transcript of the gene TMEM39A, whose product is annotated as transmembrane protein 39A. Gene Ontology annotation, biological process: negative regulation of autophagosome maturation; negative regulation of autophagosome assembly. The transcript is spliced from 9 exons. The coding region runs from base 289 to 1755 and encodes 488 amino acids. Lineage: Eukaryota; Metazoa; Chordata; Amphibia; Anura; Bufonidae. Gene Ontology annotation, cellular component: endoplasmic reticulum membrane. The record is from RefSeq and is a predicted model, not a curated record.